UGCAAUUUUUGUUAGCGUUAGCGUUAACGGUAAAGAUAUUACAAAGAUCCUUCUUCCUGUCUUCCAAAAUGCGACGUAAGAAAGCAAGCUGUUGCUUCUUUGUGGCUGGCUAUUCAAUAUUCAAGUGCAUCUGCAGCCGACCAUGACAGAAUCUUUCAGUUUAUCGCACCUAAUAAGACUACCACGAUGACGGUCUCUCGGCGCACGUCUCUCCUUGUGGCCCUUGUGGCGACUUUUGCUCCUAUUUCUUGGGGAUGGGUAGCUUCGAACUCCCGCAUCCAACGAGAUGCCGUGGUGCUAAGGGCCAAAAAGAAUGACAAUAUCGGUCGGCGAAAAUUGUUGGAAACUGUGGUAGCCGGAUCUGCUGCUCUGGUUGUGCCAUCGGUUGCCAAUGCGGCUGUGCAACGAGCUGUGGGUGGAGCUGAAAUUGACUGCCGAGAACAAGGGAACUGUCUGGAAAUUGGACAAUUGGAUGGAGCCGUCGGAUGGAAUUGGGGAGGAAAGGACCGUUGUGAUGCCAGUGAUCCUCGUUGUGGACCGGACGGAAAACUGGGAGACCUUCCCACGGGAAAGCCCAUCCCGGCUGUGACUAGCAAAAUCACGCAUGUGGCAGAAGUGGUGAUUGAUAUUGGUCGAGAGGAAUCGGGAGUAUUGCAUCUAGGUUUUUACGGAGAAGAGUGUCCCGCCAGUGUCCGACAAAUGCUACAAUUUUUGACUUCGGGAAUCGCAACAACCAGCAAGUUGGCGUUUGAAAAUGGCAUGGGUGUCAAGUCAUCCCCCGUGUCGCUAUUGCAGGGUGGAAAGAUCCCGGAUAUUGUUCCCGGAAAAGUGGUGGAUUUUGGUGUUCCGUCGCAGGCUGCUGCCUAUUCACGGGCACGAGGACUCCGAACGGCGGGAGAUGAGUUUGUGCCACAACCGAGACCCAAUGUGGACGACACCAAAGAUGAUCCCUUUGUGAGACAGCAUGACGUGGCUGGAUUGAUCACCGUCCCUUCCAAAGGCAUUGGGUACGGUGGCAGUGGAUUUGAAUCCGAGGAUGAAGCCUUUGAGAGUGCCUUUCAAAUCAUUGCCGAUGCCGUACCAGCUCUGGACAAGGGCAAGGGUCGUGUCAUUGGACAGGUGAUUGAUGAGCCAUCCAUGGCAUUCUUGGCUCGCUUGGCAUCCAUCCCAACCAAAAAAGGAAUCAAAGGUGUCGUCCCUGGACUCAACUCGGGUCCGCCUCUGCCGAAAGUCAGCAUCUACGAUGUCACGGUCAAACCAGUGCAGUAAACAAUGAUCGCGAACGUAAGCUUGACUGACAUGACGAGCGAGAAUUCAAAUGCUACGGUAGUACAGAUUGGA
Messenger RNA from Seminavis robusta, 1341 nucleotides. Lineage: Eukaryota; Bacillariophyta; Bacillariophyceae; Naviculales; Naviculaceae. The record is from the annotation of a GenBank genome assembly.